Messenger RNA from Vicia villosa (hairy vetch), 1420 nucleotides. Its product is annotated as high mobility group B protein 10-like. NCBI's taxonomy places the organism in Eukaryota, Viridiplantae, Streptophyta, Magnoliopsida, Fabales, Fabaceae. The transcript has 6 exons. Bases 45 to 1061 code for a protein of 338 amino acids. Gene Ontology annotation, molecular function: DNA binding. The record is from RefSeq and is a predicted model, not a curated record.
AGGAAAGAAAGUUGAACAGAGUUCAGUCAGUUUGUAGCUCAAACAUGGAAGGCAAGGAAGAGGCGGUGAAGACGUUGGUUCCAUCACAACUCACCAAUGUUGAUGUUAAACAGUACUCUUCUCCGGAUGACUUAGAGACUUUCUACGUCAAACUCACCGACUUGUUGGACUCCUCUGGUUUCACUCUCAUUUUGAAUGUCCGAGAAACAUCCUUGGACUUGUACCUCUUUUACUUGGAGGUCACCAAAAGAGGAGGUUAUCACCAGGUUGGUAAAGAAAAGAAAUGGGGUGAAAUUGUGUCUGCUCUAAAACUGGAAGGAAACAAUGCAAAAUUAUGUGCUCAACUUGAAAAGCUCUAUGCAAAUCUUCUUUACAAAUUUGAGAAAUUUUACUUCUAUAGGUUUCCUGCAUCUCAAACUGCAACUGGCAGCACCAAAGGUUCGGCUAAAAGGAAGCAUAGCUCAACCUCAAGUUUAUCCCAAUUAAUGGAUGAUGGGGAUUAUCAGACAGCGGCAAAGAUAUCCAACGACUACCCUAUCAAAAUGACAGCAAUUCCUGAAGUGCAACUACAAACACCAACCAAGGACAAAGUAAAGAAGAAAAAGCGAGGUGUUCCAACGGGACGAAGUGGAUAUCAAAUUUUCCUCAUGCAAGAAUGUGCCCGAUUAAAAGCUUCUCGUCAGGAUUUAGAUGGAAAAACAGUCGUGCGCAUGGCUGUCGAUGGAUGGAAUAACUUGUCGGACAUUGAUAAACAGCCAUAUUUGGAAGAAAGCAAGAAGAUAAGGGAGCAAAUGAAGGAAGCAAUGAUGACUGAAAAUAAUAAAAAGAAGAGCACCCAAGAUCUUAACAAGGAUGAAAAGAAGCCUAAUCUGUGUUGUGGUGAUCACUACAGUGUAACUUUGCAACCUCAAGCAAAUAACCCUCUUGUCAACAAUGCAGCAGUGGACAUGGCUUCUAAAAUGACAGAAAAAACAUCCAAGGAUCCCUUCUUCCCAUUUGAUUUGGAAGCUUAUCGUUCCGUAGAUUUGCUAACUGGGAUAGCUACUGGAGAACCCAAGUAACUGUUCUAGAAAUUGGGUAAGUCAUACUAGUUGUUAGGUAAGUCUUUUUUGGUUUUUUGAGGCAAUACUAUUAUGCCUAUGCAUCAAGGGGUUUUCGCUUUUUGUGACUCAAACCAAGCUAAACUGCUGUGUAUUUAUAGUUUUGAAACAGCAGCAACCAAGUUUGAUGAAUAGACAUCAAUGUUUGCACUAGUGAAGUAUGUAUAUAAACCAUAUAUAUAACUUAAAAAGACCUGUGCUGUAAUGCAGAAUUUUGUUGGCAUGGUUGCCAAUUUUCUUUGUAGAAAACUCAUCUACCUUUCUGUUGAACUAUAUAAGUCACAAUGUGAGGUGAACCUGCUGAUGUUAUUCUAAAAAAC